Trichogramma pretiosum is the source of this 6121-nucleotide messenger RNA. Its product is annotated as breast carcinoma-amplified sequence 3 homolog. Bases 348 to 4739 code for a protein of 1463 amino acids. The transcript is spliced from 8 exons. Gene Ontology annotation, biological process: response to starvation; autophagy. Gene Ontology annotation, molecular function: protein binding. Lineage: Eukaryota; Metazoa; Arthropoda; Insecta; Hymenoptera; Trichogrammatidae. Gene Ontology annotation, cellular component: cytoplasm. The record is from RefSeq and is a predicted model, not a curated record.
GCGAGAGAGAGAGAGAGAGAGUGAAACAGCUAGUCCGCGCGCAUGUGUGAGUGUGUAUACGCCACAUACACACAAACUUAGCAGCAGUCACUGAGCACUCAGCGCGAGAGCUAACAACGUAUGUAUAUAAGCACAGCAUAGAUUCGCGCGUCCUUUGUUGAGUAAGCUUGCGAAAAAGGACGCACAAGAUGACGAUUCAACGGUUCGAUUGACAAUGAAGUGAAGCAGCGACGAUUCUUGCAUCUCGGCGAGGAUCGCUACCAAGCAUCGGAUUGAUGAGAAAAAAGAAAGGAGUCUAAGAUUUCGGGCGAAGCAGCAGCAGCAGCAACAACAACAACAGCCGCAAAAUGUCAGCAGAUUCGCCGAGGAGACCCGGAGGUGGUGGAGUGGUCACGGCUCAACAUCACAAAAGUGGUCAGGUCGUGUCGCCUCAGCCAGUUAGCGAUAGGUCCAUCAUCGACAGCAUGGCUGGGAUAAUCAACGACAUCGUACCACAGGCCUACGCCGGAAGCGCGCCCAGCAGCGAAAAUCGCGAGAGCAUAACGUGGGCGAGAUUCGAGUACGCCGACAUCAGCAAUCCGGCCUUUUACCCGGACUACAACGAGGGCUCGAGCAUACCACCUCUGCUGCUCGUGCUGGGCUACACGACCGGCGUGCAGGUAUGGCUGAUCGCUGCGUCGGGCGACGCUACCGAGGUACUCUCCUGGCGCCAGGGACAGGUCCGUACUCUGCGCCUGCUGCCGUCUCCGCUGACUCAGACUCGACGCUCGAGCUCGAGCAAGGGCGAGCCCGACGAUCCCUACAAGCUGCGAAGACCUUUGGUGGCCAUCUGCGACUCGGCCGGCCCGGGGGCGCAAUUUUGCAACGUCAGCUUCUUGUCGCUCAAGACAGGCGAACAAGUCAAGAGCAUCAAGUUCAAGAGCGCCGUUUGCGACGUGUUGGCCAACAAGCGCUCGAUCGUCGUUACCUUUCCCGAAAGAAUCGCCGUUUUCGACGCCAAAACCCUCGACGAUGUGCUCUCCAUUACUACUUGCUAUCCCAGUCCUGGACCGAACCCCAACCCCGUGGCUCUUGGUACCAGAUGGUUGGCAUACAGCGAAAAAAAGUUGAUACCAAGCAAACGCAGUAGUGGCGGCAGCGAGGGCGAAGGAGUCUCCAGCUACACGGCUACGGUACUCUACGCCGCCAAAUCUCUCGGUAAAGGCCUGCGCGGUCUGGGAGAGACCGUGGCUUCGAGUCUGACAGGCAAUUCCGUCACACCUAUGGCCCAGCUGAACAACUCCCAUCUGGCGGAUAACUCGACUCAGCCGGGUGUAGUCACCAUCAUCGAUCUUCAAUCUGCCAAAGACGAGAGAGAAUCCGACAGCGCCGAGUCAGGAACCAUCAUAGCCCAUUUCACCGCACACAGCGACGCCAUAGUCGCCAUGACUUUCGAUCAAACUGGUGCUCUGCUCAUGACCGCCGACAAACGCGGCCACGACUUUCACGUAUUCAGGGUACAGCCGCAUCCGGGUGGACCGAGCUUGGCUGCGGUUCACCACCUGUACGUGCUCCAUCGAGGCGAUACAACGGCCAAAGUCCAAGACAUGAUCUUCUCGUCGGACGCGCGCUGGGCAGCGGUAUCGACGGUGCGUGGCACCACCCACGUUUUUCCCGUGGCUUCCUACGGUGGGCCGGUGGGAGUGCGCACUCAUUCGUCGUCGCACGUUGUCAAUCGCCAGUCGCGCUUUCACAAGAGCGCUGGCCUCAGCGACGACGGGGCCCGCUCCCACUCGCCGGUUUCUCACGCCGAAAUACCUUUGUCAAUCUAUCCAUACACGAAUCCGCGCUUACCGCCCUAUCCACAUCCCACCAUCAUACAUCCCUUGGCACAAAUCAGACAGCCUUCGAGCUUGAAUCACAACAGUGCCCAAACGACCCCGAGGUUGCAGCAAAGACAGCGUCUGCACUCGGACGACAGCGCGACGCUCCCGUUGAAGAUAUGUGCUUGCUUCGCACCACCGAGAGCAUGGUUAUACGCACAACGCGAUUCAGCUAAUAAACUCACCAAGCGAGCCGUCGACUCUCUCUUUAUCAUGGCUUGUCAUGGAAACAUGAUUCAGUACGAUUUGGAGCCCAGACCAGCGUCCGGGGUACCGAAGGAAAAAGUCUGUGACGAAACACCGAUUGAGCUGGAUGUCGAGGCCAAGGGCCAAUGGCCGCUGAUGCGCACCAUGAGCUCGUCUGACAUUUUACCACCGCUUCCAUCAACGAGCUUGUUGAUGAAAGCCUCGACAAAAAUUCAAAACGAUCAUCAGCUUAAUAAUAAUGAAAGCCGCUGGCUCAGUCAGGUCGAGAUAUUUACACAUGCUGGACCUCAUCGGCGAUUGUGGAUGGGUCCGCAAUUUGUUUUCAAAACUUACAAUACUCCAAGCGGGGUGGCCACUAAUCUGGUCGAAGCAGAAACGGUGGAAGUCGGAGUCGCUAGUGGAUCGCGUCCCGCAAGAUCGAAUCCAGUCAAUAUGCCUCAUUCUGGUAACAGACCCCUAGUGCCCGUAGUUAUUGACGGUUCUGGAAGUAGCUACGAGCAGUCACCUCGAUUUGUCGAAGCUUACAGUGAUGCACUGGACCACGAGACGCCAAGUACUUUCAACAGUAGUGGAGCUGGUGACGAUGUCGGUGCUGGUGGUGAAAAUCAACUUAGAGAAGACUUGGCUGAAGCAAUGCUUGAAACUUCGUCAAUGCCGCAUCAAUCGACAGUCCUGCCCAUGUGCCGACGCAGCGCAGUAAGAAGCAAUCAUCAGAAUGCGAGCUCGUCAAGUAGCGAACACCGUGUAAUUGGUCAGCCGGUGGCCAAGGUUGUCAAUCCCCUCGGCACAGUAAUAACCCUAUCGGUGAACGAAGAGGACGACACGAUAAUGCAACAUCAGCUGCAGCAGCAGCAGCAAGACGUAGACGAAGAGUUGGCGGCUCUGCUGUCGUCGUCGUCGUCGUCGUCCACGAUCUCGUCGGCCGUCUGCGCUCAAGAGGGCAAAAAUCCCGUGCCGCAAGAGCAGCCAGAGUCGCAGGCUCUGAAGGAGCGGACGAGCAUCUGCGCGGAAAUGCGUCCAGCCGAGGAGCCGGCCGCCAUCGAUAGCGUGCCCGACGACCGGAUCAAAGAGCUCAAGGAGCGGAGGCAGCUGUGCGCCGAGGCCGCCGUCACGAGCACCUGUUGCGCGGUCGACCUCGACAGGGUGGGAGCGUUCAAGGACGUGCCCAGCAGUCCGAUCGUUUGCGCCGAGAGGGGCGCUGUGCCGGACUGCAGCAACGUCAUCCAAACGAGCGUCGUCCAUGCGUUGCCGAGAUCGAAGCCACCGCCGCCGCAGCAGUCGGAAGCGACUCGACAGAGCGUCGCCGAUAACUUGGCUUAUCGGCUCUUCAACGCUUCGCAGAAUAAUAUGCAGGUGCAUACCAGUAACGAGCCGAUCGUCCUGAAAGCAGCCGCUUGCGUCUCCUCGGACGACGACAUCGAGCACGUCAAUAGCGAGGAGUUGCCGGCGGCCAUCGCGGAACCAGCGCUACCGGACAGACCGACUGCUGCUCACUCAUCGGAUGACGAUUUGGAGCACAUACGUCAUAGCGAUAUUCCAGCCAAUCAAAAGUCCAGCAAGGACAAAUUCAGUCCAACGCCGGCUCGGACGCCUGAAGCCGACGCCGCGGCUUCGUCGCCGAACGAAGCGAAGACUAAGGAAGCAACGCCCGAGCGUCAAACCCACCGCAUGCAACUCAAGCAAAAAAAGCAAAAGCAAAGAAACAAGCGUCCGAUAUCCAGCGAUAUGGUUGAAAUAAUAAAUAUGGACGCCGUGAUCGUUGGUCCGGAAACGAAAGGAUUAGUCGAACGUGUACCGACGCCCGAAGUCAUUAAAACGUUCGAAGCCGAGCCAAUCGUCAUUGUUGGCUCGGAACCUCGAGAAGAAGCCGCUGUAGAAAUCAAAGAAUCAGCCGAUAUGAUCGAAAUCAUCGAUAUCGAUGCCGAGAAUAAUAGUUGUAACUUUACUCCUCGCCCGCUUCCGGAAUGUCAAAUUUUAACAUCAACCAGAUCGGAGAACUCGUCCAAGAAAAAAAACAAACGUCAGCGCAAACAGAGAGAAUGGAGCGAGCCACCGAUGCAAAUCGAAUCGGCUCUUGAUACCGUAGUCGUAGAAGCGCCAGAAGAACAAACCGAUCUUUCGGAUCCGACUGAUACUUUCAACUGGGCCUCGUUGACUCGUCGCGAUAGUGGUAGUACUGAAGAAAUGGGAAAACCCGAUGCAUGUAUCCAGUCUAUGCAUAACUUCGAAACAAAAAAUCCCGAAGCUAAUAAAGAAAACAUACCAGUCGAUAAUCAGCUGGAGUCUAACAUUAUUAAUGUUGGAAUAGCAUCUCAAUUGGAAGAAAUUGAACAUUUAGUAGAAGUUGAAAUACCAAUCAACCGUAACGAACAAACUGAUGGUAAAAAUAAACCACUACAAAUAGAGCAAGAAUCUGUAAAAAACAACUUUAUCCCCGACGAGCAAAAAGAACUUACAAAAACCGAUGUGUCUCAUAUUCUAUGCGUCAACUCACUUGACGAUACUGUUACUGUAGAACCUAUGGAUUUUAAAGAACCACUAGAAAAAAAUUUGUUGAAUUAUGAUUUACCCCUUAAAGAAGAAGAGGCCGUGAAGCCAAUAAUGUUGACAAACAUAACACCGAUAGUUGCUAAGAAAGCCAACAGAUCGAAGAAAAAGAAGCGCAGAUGAGUAGAGGAUUGCGUCGAUGUACCCGGGGCAGGUCUUGCCCUGUACAUACUCUUUAUGCAAGUAUCUGGAGUUGAUUAGUAGCGUGUGUGUCGUAUAGAAGAAUCAAUUUCGGAUCAAUAUAAUUCCUCUCUCUAUUUUUUGCCCUUGAAAUUAUUCUUUGUCAAGUAGUUUUUGAUAAUAAGUAUUUAAUAGUCAUUUUUGGCACACUGUACUUUUCAAAUUCCACUAGUAACUUCCGACGCCAUGCAUCGUCAUUGCUUCUACCACUGUAAAAGUACAAGUAAUGACAAGUAUCUAAUUGCCUCAUCUUAGUUGUCGUGGUAGCGAUGAAACACAGAAAUAGUGUUUUGUAUCAUUUUUCUGUGGGUUGAAGAGGGUACAAUCGAUGUCGACGAGAGCCUUUUUCUGUAACAUUAAGUGUUAUGGUUUUUAAUGCACGUACUCUCAAAUAAAUAUAUAUUGUAAAAGAGGGGUAAGGGGGGCAUACAUCACAUACAUCACACGCAUAUUGAUUGAUGAAAAUAGAAAAAAUUGAAAAUUUAUGAGUCAAGCCAAUUUUAUACCGUUCAAACCAUUUAGGUGUUUUAAUUAAUUCAAUGUAUUUUAAAAGCGUAUAACAGAAUGCGUAGGUUGACGAGCUAACAGUAUAAUGUUUUUUAUAAUUUUCUCGAUCACUCAAUAAGGAAUUUUAGAAAAUUAUUUUUAUGUAUGAUAUGUGCAUUUGCAUAACAAUUUUUAACUCCAACUUUAAAAUAUUUAAUUAUAGAUACUUUUUUAAAUACAUGUUUUUCCCCCAUAAAAUGUUACAGCUUUAUAUUUUUUUAUAAAUUUUUUUGUCCGAAAAUUUAAACAUUAAACGCCUAAUAAAUUACUUUGAAAAGUCACUGCUCCAUGCACGGAAUUCCUUUUCACAUAAAAAAAUGCAUAAUUUUCAAUAUUUUUUGUUACAUUGCACAUAAAUCUAUUUAAAUUGAGAAAUUUAAAAAAAUUUUUAAUGAAUCAAAUUUUAAAAUCAAAGCGGAAAAUUUCUUGAGCAUUGUUUGAAUAGCUCAAGUUGUUGUUAUUUUACUUGUAUUCAAGUUGAAUUCUGUGAAAUUUUCAGAAUUAAAAUUUCUAAUUAUUUUAUUACAAUUUUACUAUCGUCUCUGAAAUUAUUUUUAAAUAUUAUAUAUUUUUGUCUGUAUAACCAAUCAUAUAGUUGUUUCACUAUAAAUAUGUUCAUGAAUAGGAAGCUACUUCGUACUGUAUAAAAUUGAGUGAUCUAUUCGUAUUUUCCACAUUUCUUUAAAUGUCAUUGUAUUUAUGGCUUUUUGGCAAUUGAAUAAUGGAAUGUUUUCAAAUUUAAAAUUUCUAAUAAAAAUAUGAAUGAGCAAGGGUUGAAA